This is a messenger RNA of Meloidogyne enterolobii, 672 nucleotides long. NCBI's taxonomy places the organism in Eukaryota, Metazoa, Nematoda, Chromadorea, Rhabditida, Meloidogynidae. The record is from the annotation of a GenBank genome assembly.
AUGAAUUGUAUGGUAUAUAUUAAGAAUAAAAAUAAAUGGAAAGAAAUUGAUUACGCUUGUUGUUACAGUAAUUGUAUAAAUACAAACAACCCAAUUGGUAGUUGUAUUAAAGGAAAUGGAUUUGUUAAUAUAAUUAAUGAUGAAAAUAUUAAAUAUUUGAUGAAGAAUGACGGUUAUGAUAAUUUUGUUCGUGUUUGUGCAAAAAAUCCAUUCAAAAAUCCACGAAAUUAUUUUAAUUAUUCUUUAUAUUAUUUUGAAAUUAAAUGUAUAUUUGAGGACGAGUUAGAUACUUAUGGAAAAUGGAUGCAUAUUGGUCUUGAAAAUUGUAAUACAAAUAAAAGAAUUAGAUUUACUGCUGAGAUUGCUACAGUUUAUGUAGAGAAUUAUGAAGAUUUUGAAAUCAAAGAUAUUUCUUGGAAUGAUAACGACAUCUUUGGGUGUGGAUUAGUUUAUCCCCCAACUAAUAUGUCGAAUGAAUUUCCUUAUGUCUUCUUUACUCAAAAUGGAAAACAAAUUGGUAAGGGUAUAUUAUUAAAGGACAAUUUCGAUUCAUGCAAACCAUUUGUUGCACUGAGACGUUGUUCAAUUGAAGCUAAUUACGGAAACAAUUUGGAAACUAAGCCAUUUAAUUAUGAUAUUACAAAACAUUUAAUUCUUAAAGAAUUUUAUUGA